AGCCUCCCCCCCUCCCCUCUCGGCGCGCGUGGCCCCGGCCGGCGCCGGCCCGCGGCAGCGCACCAUGCUGGGCAUGUACGUGCCGGACAGGUUUGCCCUCAAGUCGUCUAAAGUGCAGGACGGGAUGGGGCUCUAUACGGCCCGCAGAGUGGAAAAGGGUGAAAAAUUUGGUCCAUUUGCUGGAGAGAAAAGAAUGCCACAAGAACUGGAUGAAAAUACAGACUGCAGACUCAUGUGGGAGGUUCGUGGGAGUAAAGGUGAAGUCCUUUAUGUUCUGGAUGCCAGCAAUCCGCGACAUUCUAACUGGCUGCGUUUUGUCCAUGAGGCACCAUCACAAGAACAAAAGAACCUGGCUGCCAUCCAGGAAGGGGAAAACAUUUUCUAUCUGGCUGUUGAGGAUAUAGACACAGAUACAGAGCUUUUGAUUGGUUACCUUGACAGUGAUAUGGAAGAAGCAGAAGAGGAGGAAGAAGAAGUGAUUCCUAACCAAGAAGAUGAAGACAGUAACAACAAUAACAAUAAAGAGCUGCAACAAACUAGCGAGAAAGAUUCUUUGAGCUGUAAAGAGGACCACGCAUGCCCAAAUUGUGAAUCCAGUUUUGCCAGCCAGGAGAUUCUAGCUGAGCAUCUUCAGACUUUGCAUCAAAAGCCUAGUGAAGAGAAAGAAUUCAAGUGCAGGAACUGUGGAAAGAAAUUCCCAGUUAAACAAGCUUUACAAAGACAUGUUCUCCAGUGCACAGAGAAUGUCAAUCCAGGCGACUCUUCAAGAAGUUUUCAGUGUUCUGUGUGCAAUACUUCCUUCAGCUCAGAACUGAGUUAUGAGCAGCACAAGGAGGCUUGUAGAGGGGAUGCCAGAUUCAUAUGCAAGGCUGAUAGUUGCGGAAAGAGAUUCAAGAGUAAAGAUGCCCUAAAAAAACACAAGGACAAUGUUCACACUGGAAAUUCUAGGAAGAAACUGAUGUGCUCAGUGUGCAAUAAGAAAUGUUCCUCAGCAACAAAUCUUCAAGAGCAUCGAAAGGUUCAUGAGAUCUUUGAAUGUCAGGAAUGUGACAAGAAAUUUAUAUCAGCUAACCAGCUAAAACGCCAUAUGAUAACCCAUUCAGAAAAACGCCCCUACACCUGCGAGGUUUGCAAUAAGUCCUUCAAACGACUUGAUCAAGUGACUGCACACAAAAUAAUACACAGUGAAGAUAAACCUUAUAAAUGCAAGCUUUGUGGAAAGGGAUUUGCCCACAGAAAUGUUUACAAGAAUCACAAGAAGGUACAGCACAGACAGCAGCACUGCAAGCUUCCCCACAAUGUUUCAUCAAUAUGUCUCAACCCUGUUCUGGAGGAACCACCUAUUGAGACCCACUCUGAAGAGAGACCAUUCCAGUGUGAAGAAUGCAAAGCUUUGUUUCGAACUCCAUUCUCUCUGCAGAGACACCUACUAAUACACAACAGUGAGAGAACCUUCAAGUGUGAUCACUGUGAUGCUACCUUCAAAAGAAAAGACACAUUAAAUGUUCACAUACAAGUUGUACAUGAUGGACAUAAAAAAUAUAAAUGUGAUCUGUGUGAUAAAGCCUUUGUGACUCCUUCAGUCCUUAAGAGUCAUAAAAAAACCCAUACUGGAGAAAAAGAGAAAAUCUGCCCUUACUGUGGUCAGAAAUUUGCAAGCAAUGGAACACUGAGAGUUCAUAUUCGGAGUCAUACAGGUGAGCGUCCCUACCAGUGCCCUUACUGUGACAAAGCUUUCAGCAAGAAUGAUGGAUUAAAGAUGCACAUUCGUACUCACACAAGGGAAAAACCAUACCAGUGCUCAGAGUGCAACAAGGCCUUCAGUCAGAAGCGGGGCCUUGAUGAGCACAUGAGGACCCACACCGGGGAAAAGCCAUUCCAGUGCGAUGUUUGUGAUUUGUCCUUCAGCCUGAAGAAAAUGCUGAUCCGACACAAACUGACUCACAAUCCCAAUCGUCCAAUGGCAGAAUGCCAGCUCUGCCACAAGAAAUUUACAAGAAAUGACUACCUCAAAGUGCACAUGGAAAAUGUCCAUGGUGAAACUGACAGCUAACUGUGGUUUAUGCAAAAAGAGUGUGUCUAGUCUUCAAGUGUUCCAUUUGUACAUGUACAAACUCCAGACUUCUCACCUGAUUAGUAAGCACAAUCAGGAAAAGAACUGUAAUAUGCUCACAGACUUUUUUUUUCCAUUUCGCUCUCUGUUUAUGUUACAGAGGGUUUUUUUUUAAAGACCCUGAAGUAAAACAGUUUGAAGAUGAAAGAAAGAAGAUAAAGGAACAUUUCUUUUUUAAAAAUGAUCUGCACCUUUCUUAGCAGCCUGGGGACCUGAUAUCAUGGUAACGGUACUGAGAAAUUAUGGAUAUUUGUUACUAGGAGACCUCAGAAAUAGUCCUGUGUGAAGCAGCUAGUGUUCGCUUCAGAUUCGGAUUUGGCUGAUUCAGGGGACAGUGAUUCAAUUCAGUGAUUCAAAUCACUGUCCCAGAUCAAUUCGGACAAAUCUGAUUUGGAGAUUCGGCCACUGCCGAAUCAGAUGAAUCUCCAAAUUGAACAGGUCCCAUCCCCCACCCAUGCUCCCAGCCCCAGCAUCCCAGCACUUAAAAAAAAAAGGGGGGGGGAAGCCCCAUACUCACUGGCUCCUGCCAGGUGCAGGGGCAAUGCCUGCUGCCCCCCACUGCCCUGUGCUGUAUGGGGGGGGGCUCUGCCAUGAGCCCCCAGAGGCCCAGACAGCCACUGCAGCAGCUGGUGAAUUCGGGGCUUUUUUGAAGUGCUGGGAUACUGGGGCUGGGCAGAGCAGCUGUUGACAGGGCUGGGAGAGGGGGAUGAGAGUUGGGGAGCACUCAGGGCGGCUGGGGGAAUGGGCAUGGGAUAGGGCCUGGCGGGGGCCCCCUCAUGGUCCCUCCCCGACUCAUUCAGACCUCAUCCUGCCUCGUACUGAUCAGGCCCCUACUUACCAGAGGCUGGGUCCAGCUCCCUAUGGUGGCGAGCAGGGACUGCCCAAAUCACCGAAUCUCCUCCAAAGCUUUUCCAAAUCGAUUCAGAGGCUUCAAAUUGAUUUGGACCCUUUAUUGGUCUCCCGAUUUGAUUCAAUUUGAUUCAGUUCAGAUUUGGAGAUUCAGCAGCUGAAUUGGGCCAAAUCUCCUCUGAAUCGAAUCACCAAUCAAAGCUUCGCGCAGCCCUUCUCAGAAAUAUCAGUGCCUUAAGCUUCAAGGCUAUACAAAAAGCAACAUAAUCUGACUGCUUUUUUCAAUUCAACUUCAUCCUGAUUGGCCAUGUUGCCACCCAAACAAAUUUUAUUUAGAUAUUAGCAGUAAGUUUUAUUUCACUUUCUUCUCAUUUUAUUUAGAGCCUAAAAGAAUUAACUUGAAAUGGACUCUGAGGCGCCAAAAUAUGGUACAGAAGCUGCAAGAAUCUGCAGUCUCAAAUAUUUUCACAUGAGCAUCCAAGAAAGACAUCAUUCCUUCUGGUUGCCGUUGUGUGAGAUGAGAUCAGAACAAAAGCUGAAAGCAAUUUAAUUUUAAUAAUCAUUUUAAACACUCAAAGCUGCAAGUUGCAGGCAAAGGAAAUAAGUCCUAAAGAAGUGACUUAAAGGCCCCCCCUCACAUUACACUUAAGGCAUGAUUAACCAGGCUAACUGCCCCUGCUUUGAGCCCAGUUAGCUGCAGGGCUCUCAGCUGUGGAAGCCGGUGUAGGGGGAGCCCAGGAUCAAGGGUGCUUCCCCUGCACCAGUGAUAAGGAACAAAAUCCCACAAUCAUGCCUCCUGCCAUGCACGUGGCAUAGCAGGAAGUGUGAUUAUGUAUCACACAUUGGAUCUCAUUGCACCUUAGCUGCAACUGUAGAAGGGCCUAACCAAAUAUAAGUGUCUGGUUGAGGCAAAAAAGAUGCAUCUAAUAUACCAGGGCAAUCCAAGUGCCCUUAUUUUCUUCAUUCCAGUUAAAUGACUUUGAUUUCCUUGUUGCUCUUAAUGAGCAGUGGGAAAAAAAUAUUGCUCAUAACUAACUAACAACCAAAUACUUUCAGAUCGUAGAUUAAGACUCAUAUUUUUCAGUUUUUAAAAACAAUUGUCAUAGCACAUCUUUUUAUGCCACUCUGGUGAAGAGAUCCUUUUUACAUAGGAGGGACAGUAAAUAUAUAUGUCUAGAUUUUUGCAAAUCCCAGGAUAGUAUAUUAGAGCUCUAUAUAGAAACAAAGUUUAUAUUAAUUUUGGAUUACAUGGACCAAUAUUUUGUUAGGAAUAGUGUGUUAGAUGUACACCUUCGUUCUGAUGGAGAUUUGUCUCAAUUACUGGUUGUAAAUUUUGUAAACUUCAUCCUAGACUGCAGCAAAAGCCACUGGAUGGAUGAACCAUAAAAGCAGAGCAGGAAUGUGUGGCCCCAUUACAUUCAACAAUAUUGACCUGAAAAGAAACUAGGCCAGUGGUUUUCAACCUUUUUUCAUUUGUGGGCCCCUAAAAAAAUCAAAAGGAGGUGCACACCCCUUUGAAAAUUUCUAAUACAGGUGCAGACCCCUUUGAAUUGUGAGUAUUCACAUACUUUUGAUUGAUCAUAGCCAUCUUUUGCGGACCCUGUAGACAUAGUUUGUGGAACCCCAGGGGUCUGCGGACCACAGGUUGAACUAGGUGAAAGUGAAAAACAGUAUAGGGACCAGCAUCAUCUCUUUUAUGUCCAGUAUUGGUUUGGAUACUAUUGUCUUCUAUUAUUAUGGACACUAUUUUCUUUUAUUAUUAUGGAGUAAUAUUUUUUCUUUAAAAUUAUUAUGGAAUAAUCGCUCCCAAUAUUAUUAUUUGCUCAGAAUGUGAGUAGAGAACAUCAUGACUUUUUAUUUAUGAGAACUCAGAAUAAAGCACAACAUGUUGGGGCAUAUUCCCAGGAGAAAACUGUUCCAGAAAACUUUAAAUAUUUUUUUUAUCAUUCAUGCCACAUACUGUUCCUAGAAUGUUUCUUAGACCUCUUCUCUUCCUGCUCAGUCAUAUAACAAAUGGUCCACUACAGCAAUUCUUUAUAAAGCAGUCUUUAUAUCAAGCCCAUUUAAUAUAUUUUAGCUCUGUUUUGAUGCAUUUUGAAGAGGAACCAUUAUGUGGGGCUGAGCCAGUACCCACUGUAGUCAAUGAGAAAGUUUCCAUUUACUUUAGUGGCUUUUGGCUCAGGCUGCAUGUGACUAACCAGAUGCCAAUGAACCAUCAGCAGUGUGUCCAUAAAUCAGUACAAAUGCUUUGCUUUAUAUGGAAGGUAACUACAAAUAGGACACUGAAGCCUGUCAUCUAACAAUUUGAAUAAGAAAACAGAAUAGUUAAAGGAAUGAGGCAAGGUACAUCAUACCACAGAUUUAACAUGUAAUUAUAGUAUGUUGACCAGACCAAGUUACACUAAUGUAAAUUCAUAAGAACCUCUUGGAUCCAGUUCUAUCCCAUAUUACAGGCAACAUGUCAAAUAAUCCAGUUCAUAAAUAUAUCCAUGCAGUUGAGCACCAAAGAAUUUAUCAGAUUUUACAACAGUGUAACUGAGAAGAAUAUAUCCCUACAUGUGCAUGUUUAUUUUGUUUUAUAUUUGUUACCUUACAAUUGCUGCAUUAUAUUUAAUUAGAAUUACAAAUAGAAUGUAUUUUCCUACAUUUUGUAAUAAUUUGUCCAAUGUCAUUUUAGAUGUAAACAAUGUGUUUCAUUAUACAUUAAACAUAUGCUUAAUUA
This is a messenger RNA of Alligator mississippiensis (American alligator), 5684 nucleotides long. RefSeq names its product PR/SET domain 5 (gene PRDM5). Gene Ontology annotation, cellular component: nucleus. The record is from RefSeq and is a predicted model, not a curated record. Lineage: Eukaryota; Metazoa; Chordata; Crocodylia; Alligatoridae. Bases 65 to 2053 code for a protein of 662 amino acids. Gene Ontology annotation, biological process: regulation of transcription by RNA polymerase II. Gene Ontology annotation, molecular function: RNA polymerase II cis-regulatory region sequence-specific DNA binding; protein binding; DNA-binding transcription activator activity, RNA polymerase II-specific. The transcript is spliced from 17 exons.